Messenger RNA from Penicillium roqueforti, 3027 nucleotides. Its product is annotated as pyridoxal phosphate-dependent decarboxylase family protein. Gene Ontology annotation, biological process: carboxylic acid metabolic process. The record is from RefSeq and is a predicted model, not a curated record. The transcript is spliced from 5 exons. Gene Ontology annotation, molecular function: carbon-carbon lyase activity; pyridoxal phosphate binding. NCBI's taxonomy places the organism in Eukaryota, Fungi, Ascomycota, Eurotiomycetes, Eurotiales, Aspergillaceae. Bases 1 to 3027 code for a protein of 1008 amino acids.
AUGAAUGAACCACGCAAAGAAAACAAUCCCCACAAUGUCAUCAGCUCGUACUUCAUCGGACCUAAAUCCGAAAAUAUGGGCAACUUCCGAGCCAACAUUACAGCGAUCCUAGAUCAAAUCGAAAAGACACGUUCUGAUUACCAACCCGAUGAUGAUGUCUUUAUCACCGAGGAUGUUCGAACCUCUCCGGAGUUCCAACAAAUCACCCAAAAUUUCCAUGAAGCAGUCAAGAAAGCUGUCUCACUCUUGGGAAAACAUUCCAUUCCAUUUUGGCAUCCUCGCUAUGAGGGUCACAUGUGUACGGACAUGACUAUGCCGGGGCUACUGGGUUAUUUCAUGACGAUGAUCUACAAUCCCAACAAUGUCACCGUGGAGGCUAGUCCGUUCACGACCGUCAUCGAGCUCCGGGCUGGAAAGCAGCUAUGCGAUAUGUUUGGAUACAAUACCGAUUCUAAAAAAUUGGAAAUGCCGCUGUCCUGGGGCCAUAUCACUUGCGAUGGAACAGUGGCUAAUUUGGAAUCGAUCUGGGUUGCUCGGAAUCUGAAGUUCUACCCCCUCACACUCUACCAAGCCAUGAAGGAAGGUAGCCUUGGCUUCAUUGCUGAUAGCUUCUACGUCACCACUUGUGUGGGAGAGGAGAAGCUUUUCAGGGAUCUAGGGAACUGGGAACUUUUGAAUCUUCGAUCGGAGGUCAUCUUGAGUAUGGGAGAUGCUCUGUAUCGGCAAUAUGGUAUCACGUCCAAGUUCCUAGAGAAUGCCUUGACACCUUUCAGCAUUCAAACCACAGGGAAGGAUGUUUUGGAGCGCGAAUUCAACAUUACCAAGCCCACCAAGUACUUCCUGGCCCAGACGAGACACUACUCGUGGCCUAAAGGCGGAGCGAUCGCCGGAAUUGGUUCGGCCAAUAUGCAGGGUGUGGAGCUAGACAUGGACGGGCAUAUCUCCAUCGAAGCGCUGGAGCGAGAGCUCGAUCGAUGUGUGACCGAGCGUCAAGCCGUAUACGCCGUAGUGGCCAUCAUCGGAUCCACGGAAGAAGGUGAAGUGGAUCCGUUGUAUGACAUUUUGGCAAUGAGACGUCGAUUUCAAGACAAGGGGCUGUCAUUCCUGGUGCACGCCGAUGCAGCCUGGGGCGGAUACUUUGCCAGCAUGAUUCCACGAUUUUAUAUGGCCCCGGGAAGAGCAACGAAGAGGAAGGAUGGAGACAACGCCGUCAUCAACGUUCCUUCGUUGACCCUGAAACCCGAUACCGUCAAGCAUAUGAUUGCACUCAAAGAGGCAGACUCUAUCACGGUUGAUCCACACAAGGCGGGUUAUAUCCCCUACCCUGCGGGCAGUCUCUGCUAUCGGGACGGUCGCAUGCGAUUCUUGGUUACCUGGACUAGUCCAUACCUCACUCAGGGAUCAAUGGAAAACAUCGGCGUAUAUGGUGUUGAGGGAAGUAAGCCCGGUGCUGCUGCGAUGGCUGCAUGGCUCUCAAAUCAGACUAUCGGAUUGGAUCCAAGAGGAUACGGGAUGCUGUUGGGCGAAGCAGCCUUUACCAGUGCACGGCUAUCGGCCUUCUACGCAGCUAUGCACCUAAAGCAACCCAAGGAAGAUGGCAAAUCCUACUAUGUCAUCGUUCCAUUCAACCGACUGCCGAUCGAGAAAGAGGGAUACGACAUCCUGUCAGAAGAAGCAGACCACCAACGUGAACUUAUUUGGGAACAUGUUCUGACGAAAGAUAACGCCAAAGUCAGCAGCAACCCCAGUGCGAUGAAAUGGCUUCGGGAAAUCGGCUCAGAUCUGAACAUCAACGCAUUCGCCCUAAACUGGUACCAUGCCGAUGGGACCAUCAACACCGACCUUGAGGAAGCGAAUUACCUGAUGAGACGAGUAGUCAACCGACUAUCGAUCACAAGGAGUGACAAAGACCCCAGUAAAAUCCCCCUCUUCUUGACCUCCACGCAAUUCGAGCCCGCAUUAUAUGGCAAAUGUGCGCAGAACUUCAUGAAACGACUACACCUCGAGCCCUGUGCACAAGAUCUCUGGGUUCUGCGCAACGUUGUAAUGAGUCCGUUUCCGACAGAACGUGGCUUCAUUCAUCAGCUGAUGGAGAAACUGGAGGAGACCAUUAUUGAUGAAGUCAAGAACUCAUGCCGCCCGCGAAAUAGUCCUACGGCAAAUACUAUCGAGUUCCUAUUACGAGGAACGGAUGAAGUGUUCCUGGAGUUCCAGACAAAAUUCCAUCGCGCAACCCAGCGUCAACAGAUCAUCUUGGCGGUGGAACUACGGAAAGAUGUCAAAAGUCAAUACAUCGCACUGCGAGAAAAAUUCCCCUGUGAAGACAUCGGAUUCGCGUCGCAUGGUCCGAUUCAUCUCGAAAGCUUAAUGCUUCAAAUCAAGGACGCGACCCACUCUCGUCCACAAAUCGAGGGUGAGAUCGGCCUCGUUGAAGCAGGAUACUACUCACACACGAUCCGAUGCAACGUGACGAUGAACCGAGUGGUGAAGAGUCGGGGAUUGAACUCCAAUUUCCGAGACAAUCAUUACCCCCGUAACUUCAUGCCAUUCUAUCUCUUCGGCACGAAAGAACAACACCAUAUCACGCACAUGCUCCUCCAAGCGCCGAACAUCAAUCUUUCAUCUAGUAACAUCCAGCUGGACAAGGAGCUCCAUGACAAAGUAGCGCCUCGCCUCGGAGAGGGAGAAGGUCUCAUCCUAGCGUUGACCGAUUACCGCGAGGAAACGAUGCACCCAUUCCCGCUUGAUAACAAUGACCGCGCGAUCAAUAGCAAGGGAUUCUUCUUCCGAAGAGGUCAAACCUUCAACGUAAAGGUGUAUGUUGACCCCAAGCUGGCUACAGCCAAUGGACCUGGGUUACUGGAUGAAUUGUGCACGCUGGUCGGCCGUGGUAAAAUGACACUCGGGGAUGAUGUGCAUGUGGACGUGACUGUGUUGAAUGCUGAUCCGUUUGAGGAUGAGGAGCCGGAUAUUCAGUGGGAAGAGGAAUUGGACCAUAUCACCAACGUGUUGAAUAGUGGCCAGUAG